Molecule: messenger RNA, 4209 nt
Organism: Clupea harengus (Atlantic herring)
Lineage: Eukaryota; Metazoa; Chordata; Actinopteri; Clupeiformes; Clupeidae
Gene: trim23
Product: tripartite motif containing 23
Molecular function (GO): GTPase activity; zinc ion binding; GTP binding
Source: RefSeq, a predicted model, not a curated record
CCGGAAACAGCUGACAGCGCGUUCCAUUGUUUGUUAUGGGUAAAACCGAAGUUACACUAUUUUAUUUAAUUUCUCUCGUACCCCAACGAGUUGUUGCAUUUUAUGAUGUGUAAAACGUUAAUCAUGAUAUAUACAUGCACAGGAAGGCAUUACAAAAUCAGUCUCUGCGUACAACCCAAUUUAAUUUCUCUAUCAUAGACCACUGUAGCCUCACUGGCUACAUUUUUGCGAGUGUGAUGUCGUAGUUGGUUGAGUCCAAGGAUGGCCGCUGCUGUGGGUAUAAACAAGCAAGGGGCCGCAAUGGAAUCAGGUACCCGCUAUGGCAGGGGUACUGCUGGGAACACGGUAAAGGUGUUAGAGUGUGGAGUCUGUGAAGACGUUUUCUCGCUCCAGGGGGAUAAGGUCCCGCGGCUGCUGCUUUGCGGGCACACCGUCUGCCAUGAUUGCCUGACACGGCUGCCGCUGCAUGGCAGGGCAGUGCGCUGCCCAUUCGACAGACAGGUCACCGAGCUGGGAGAUUCAGGUGUGUGGGGCCUGAAGAAGAAUUUUGCUUUGUUGGAGCUUUUGGAGAGGUUACAAAAUGGAGCUUCAAACCAGUCAGGCAUUGCUGAGGAUGCUCUCACUGAGAUGGGGGAGCGCAUCAUCCGCUGCGAUGAGGACGAGAGCCACACAGCGUCCAUGUAUUGCACGGUGUGUGCCACGCACCUCUGUGCCGAGUGCUCCCUGCUCACGCACUCCACGCGCACACUGGCCAAGCACCGUCGCGUGCCGCUGGAGGACAAGCCCCACGAGCGCACGCUGUGCCUGCAUCACCAGGUGCACGCCAUCGAGUUCGUCUGCCUGGAGGAUGCAUGCCUGCCGGGCCCCCUCAUGUGCUGUGUCUGCAAGGAAUACGGCAAGCACCAGGGACAUAAGCAUGCAGUGUUGGAGGCAGAGGCUAACCAGAUCCGUGCGUCCAUCCUGGACAUGGCACACUGCAUCCGCACCUUCACCGAGGAGGUGGCUGAGUACUCCCGCAAACUGGCAGGCAUCGUCCAGCAAAUAGAAGGGGGCGAGCAGGUGGUCGAGGACAGCAUUGGCCUGUCUCACACAGAACACUUAUGCCAUCAUCGCUCACUUCGUGUGGUGGUUUCCUGUCAGGUUCCUGGCACGGCUGAGAGCGCUCGCUCGUGUGUGCGGGCGUACUUCGCCGAGCUGCACGAGACCCUGUGCCGGCAGGAGGAGAUGGCUCUGAGUGUGGUGGACGCCCACGUGCGCGAGCGUCUCAUCUGGCUCCGGCAACAGCAGGAGGACAUGACCAUCCUCCUGUCCCAGGUGUCCACCGCAUGCCUGCACUGUGAGAAAACGCUGCAGCAGGAUGACUGCAGGGUGGUGUUGUCAAAGCAGGAAAUAAAUCGGCUCCUGGAGACUUUACAGAAACAGCAGCAGCAGUUCACAGAGCUGGCCGACCAUGUCCAGCUAGACGCAGGCAUCCCUGUCACCUUCACUAAGGACAACCGCGUGCACAUCGGCCCAAAGAUGGAGAUUCGUGUGGUGACUCUGGGUCUUGAUGGUGCUGGGAAGACCACCAUCCUCUUCAAGCUGAAGCAUGAUGAGUUCAUGCAGCCCAUUCCCACCAUAGGUUUUAAUGUGGAAACAGUGGAGUACAAAAACCUCAAGUUCACCAUCUGGGAUGUAGGAGGGAAGCACAAACUUCGCCCCCUGUGGAAACACUACUAUCUGAACACACAAGCGGUGGUAUUUGUGAUUGACAGCUGUCACAGAGACAGGCUGAUGGAGUCCCAUAGUGAGCUGGCCAAGCUGCUGACAGAGAAGGAACUGAGAGAUGCACUACUGCUCAUCUUUGCCAACAAACAGGACGUGGCGGGAGCCGUGUCCGUGGAGGAGAUGACUGAGCUCCUGAGCUUGCAUAAACUGUGCUGUGGGCGGAGCUGGCACAUCCAGGGCUGUGAUGCUCGCAGCGGAGUGGGGCUCCAUGAGGGCCUCGACUGGCUCUCUAGGCAGCUGGUGGCUGCCGGCGUGCUGGACGUGGCCUGAGAUACACCCCUUCAUCAGAGGUCCCUUUUCUCUGGUGACUGACUUCAGACUGGCACCCCCCCCCCCCCCCCUCCAUUCAUCCUGAUAUCCAGCUGAUAACCAUGGGAAAUCAUCCAGCCUUUACACCCUUUUUCUUGUUAACACACAAUCCCAAUAGCCACAACCAUCUUCUGUAAACAUCACAAGACCGUCAACCCAUUGAUCAUGCUCAUCAUUUCGUUUAUUCACACACUAAUACUACUCACCACCCCAAGAAACCAUAUGAAACUAAAUUAUACCCCCAAAUCCAUCCUCCUGAGUGUGUUUGGCCAAUCCAAUGUCAUUCCUCUGAUCUUCCUGGGAAACUCUAUAUGCUGAAUGAUGGAGUUUUAAUGCUACCAGUCUUGCAGGCAUCCAUGCCAUCAUAUUCAGUAGAGCAUCCUCCUAACGAGUAGAUUUGGAUGUCUAGUUAGAUAUCUACAGACCCAUAGACCAAACUCUACUGACCUGAUCCAGGCCAGGGGGAAAGGCUGAGGACACAGGAACCAAAAUGGCCUGUCAUCAUGGUUUCUUCUCAGCCAAAUCUUCCAUGCCCAGAACACGUCGCCCUCCACUGGAUCCAAUGAACUUUUUGUGCUUCGCUAGUGCUUACUCCUCAUGAUGUUGCUAAAAGUGUGUCACAUAAAGCUACCCUGUUAGCUCUGCCUUCAAACCUUCUACAUGGAAUAGAGUACUUAUUUACAUCCCUCAUAUUUCCUGUUCAAAAUGUGAACAUCAUGAGAUCUAACUCCUGGGCUGUUUUAUUGUUACUAAUUCUCAUGUAUAGUAGUACCUUUGGCUAAAUGCUGCUACUGCUAGUCUUAUUUUAGUUGGCAACCCUCCCAAAUCCUUCAGAAAACUACAUAAAUACACUUUUGUGGUCAUCCAAUUAUCACUUGAUGUCAGUUCUGUGUACUUCAGCAUAACCAGGUGUCUCUACUACGUAUAGCAGAACCUUGUAGUUCCGCUCUGUAAUUUCAGUGACCAGAAUCCAGCUCUUUGUUUCUUGUUCCUUUAUCAUAGCUUUGCCAGUGAGCUUUUGGCAUCUGUAAAGAGUGUUAUGGCUGUGCUGAAGACGAGUAUAUGAUGUGCCAGAUUAAUAGCUUUCAACAGGUGGAAAGGUCUGCUGUGCACACUUAACUAAUACGUAGUGUGUGUGCAAUUUAGACUGGGCAAAUGGUUGUAAUUCUACACUUUCUGUGACCAGGAACAUAUUCAAAAGAUUGACGUCAAAGGUGGAUUAAUUAUACAAGUGUUACUUAUGUCUUCAAUUAAUGACCUAGAAUUAAUGUGAAUUCUUAAGGCUUGUUUUUCAAAAUGGUUGUCUUCAGAUAGUUGUCGGCUUCUUCGUGCCUCAAGUGUCUGGUUUAAAGAGACAAGCUGGAGUAGUGUCUGUCAGCUUCUCAUUGCCAUACCAGCAGCAUAAUCUCUGUUUGAGCAAUGAACAGAGAAUAACUACAUAUAACACACUGCAUAUUUAAUGCCUUUGUAACAUUUUUAAUAUUAUUGAAUUUUAAGUUGUACACCUUUAACAGGUGCAGGUUACUAUUCCCAUGCAAUGUGUUAGUUGAAUUAAUGGGUUUGUUACAAAGAUGCAGGUUACUGAAAAUGCUAUUUAUGUUGUUAUGUAUGUACUAAACUGUGGUGGUACCAUAUGGGUGUGAAGAAUGCAGCUGUGGGGGUGGGGGGUAACUGAGGGGGUGGGGGGUGUAACUGAGGGUCUGGGGUAAAAUAAUCUGUAUGUUAAUUUUGCCAUGUGGAGAAGGUCAAACUUCUUCUGGAAGUUGAACACUUGUCCUUUGCGCUUGUUUCGUCCGUUUUGAGAACACACUCUGUAGUUGGUAUGGUGGGGUGUGUGGUGCAGCUGCAGCUCUUAAAGGUGUUGCUGUGAGGAGACUUGUGCUCUUAUUCCACCGCUCAGCUGUGCGGCGAUGUGUAGGUCAUGAGCAUGUGUUAAACUAGACUUUGAAACUCAGCCCAGACCCCACAGAAAGACUCUAUCUGCUUUCUUUUUCUCACAUGAGUUCUGGGAACUUAUGAAGCACAGCACACAAACACAAUUUGUUAACCUGUGAACUCCGAUGGAUUUUGUAUGACUUCCUAAGUUGUGUAAUGCUAUUAAAAAACUAGCUCACGGUGGUGAGGCGUAUUUAA